Messenger RNA from Petromyzon marinus (sea lamprey), 1694 nucleotides. NCBI's taxonomy places the organism in Eukaryota, Metazoa, Chordata, Hyperoartia, Petromyzontiformes, Petromyzontidae. The record is from RefSeq and is a predicted model, not a curated record.
AUGGUCCGAGUCAAGCCACCUACCGGGGUCCGAACUCGCGACCUGCCGGUUGCAGGCGAGCUCGCACCACCAGCAGAGCCGCGGACGGCGACGCCCCCCUCGUGCUCGGCGCAGCCGGCCGCCGGAGGACCGCACGGUGGCACGAGUCGGCGGGCCCCUCUCGACGGGGGGCGGCAGCAGCGGCGUCAAGACGGCGGAUCCCACGGCCCGUGCGCGCCGCGCGACGGCAUCGUGUUCCUGAAGACGCACAAGACGGCGAGCAGCACCGUCCUCAACAUCCUCUUCCGCCUGGGCGAGAAGCGCCACCUGCGCUUCGCCUUCCCCAACGGCAAGAACGACUUCGACUAUCCGUCGCCGUUCUCCCGCUACCGCGUGGCGGGCUACUCGCCGGGCCGCUGCUACGACGUCGUCUGCAGCCACAUGCGCUUCAGCCGCGCCGAGCUGGAGCCCCUGCUGCCGCCGGGCGCCGCCUUCUUCACCAUCAUGCGCGACCCGGCGCGCGUCUUCGAGUCGUCGUUCCACUACUACCGCGCCGUGGUGCCCAGCUCGUGGAGGGUCCGGGGCGACGACCCCAUGCGGGAGUUCCUGCGCGAUCCCCGCGGCUACUACGACCCGGCGAGCGUCAACUCGCACUACCUCAAGAACCUGCAGGCCUUCGACAUGGGCUUCGACAACAACGCGGUGCUGUCGCGGGACGACGGCGGUGACAGCGGCAGCGAUGGCGAUCGGCAGGAGGAGGAGGAGGAGGAGGACAUUGCCCGGCGCAUGAUCCGGGAGGCGGAGGACACCUUCUCGCUCGUCAUGAUCUCGGAGCACUUUGACGAGUCACUCGUUCUGCUCAAGGAGCUGCUGUGCCUGGACGAAGAGGACAUCACCUACUUCAGGCUCAACGCGCGCUCCACGUCCAUGGCGAGCCGCGGAGGCCAAGGAGGAGGAGGUGGUGGUGCUGCUGGUGGUGGAGGCGGUGCCGGCGGAGGUGCUUCUCGCGGAACCGGGGGGAGCGGCGCCGGACGCACUCCUGGCGCUGGAGGAACUCGCGCCGGCGAAGGCGACGGGGAACGUGGGACCGAAGCGGAUACCGGAGGCGUGAUCGGAGGCGACGAUGGGAGAAGCGACGGCCUUGGCCGCAGCACCGGAGGAAAUGACGGCGCUGACGAAGUCGCUGGAGCCUCGGCGGCGGCGGCGGACGCGCCGCGCAUGGACCCGGACACGUACCGCCGCGCUCGCCGCUGGAACCACCUCGACUCGCUCCUCUACGAGCACUUCAACCGGAGCCUGUGGCGCGAGGUGGCGCGCUUCGGCGAGGGGCGAAUGCGCGCCGCCGUGGCGUCGCUGCGCCGACGCAACGCCGCGCUUGCGCUCGAGUGCACCGAGGAAGGGGGCGCCGUCGACGCGUCGGCGGUGCGCGACCCGGCCCUCAGGCCGUGGAGGCCGAUUGGCUCGCAGCCCAUCAUGGGCUACAACCUGAGGCGCGGCAUCCCGCGGGGCGCGACGCGGCGGGCGUGCCGUCGCAUGCUCACGCCCGAGCUGCAGUACAUGAGCGAGCUGGGAGCCAACCUGUGGAUCACCAAGCUGUGGGUGCGGCUCACGCAGCUGCUGCAGUGGUGACGGGGACGCGCACGCGGGCGGUGGUGCGGCGGUGAGCGCUACGCUGCGCUACGAACCUGGCCACCCGGGUUCCAUUGUCGCUCACG